UCACGAGUCCGAAAUCUUUAAGGAGUACUUCACUGUCAGUGGAUCAAGAGGUGAACCGAGACCUGGACCUGGACUCCAGCGGGCACCGUCCAUCAAUCCAGGGUUGGACUGUGGAUGUUGUGAAACGAACCAGAGACUAAAGUUUGUCGUUUUUCUCCGGGACGAGGGGAGCCGGCGACAGGUGCAUGUGGAUGGCGAUUAAACCCGGAGCAGCAAACCCUGGUCUGUCCAAACCAACGGAUCUGGAAAACAUCUAAAUAAACACUCAAACAGCUCCUAGUUUCGGUAAAAGACAAAAAAAAAAAAUGGAUUCAGUUACUUUUCUGACUGUUUUUCUAGCCCUCCUUCUUCCCUCUGCCCAUCUACUUCAACAGUGACAGAGGUAAAAGUUACAAAAGCUACCUCGGUGUGACUUGGAGAUUGAGAUUUUCUUCAUAUAUUUGGUUUAUUUUUCGUCUUCUUGGAUGAAAACUACACUUUGGAUGCUGGCUGAGUGUUUACUGGAAUAGAGGAGGCAAUGGAGAAGAGCAGCAGGAGCCAGCCCGACGGCAGAGCUAAAGACAGAGUGGGCAGUGUGGAUCCUUAUGGCUUCGAGCGCUCGGAGGACUUCGAUUACGAGUCAUAUGAAGAGCUGAUGUCAGAGUAUCUAGUUGUGCUCACCCGAAGAUCUAUCAAGUGGUCCAAACUGCUGAAAGGAAAAAGCAAAGUGCAUAAGAAUGUAAAGGUAAAACGUUAUGUACGGAAGGGGGUUCCCAAUGAGCACCGGGCUCUGAUCUGGAUGACUGCCAGCGGGGCUCAAGACCAGCUAGAGAAGAACCCAAACUACUACCAGUCUCUGCUAGGAGCCCAACAUGACCCCAAACUGGUGGAGACCAUCCGUACAGACUUGAACAGAACAUUUCCAGACAACAUCAAUUUCCGAAAGACAUCCAGCCCAUGCAUGCAGAAAUCUCUGUACAAUGUGCUGCGGGCUUAUGGUCACCAUAAUCCAUCUGUGGGCUAUUGUCAGGGGAUGAACUUCAUAGCUGGGUAUCUAUUGAUCAUCACAAAGGAUGAAGAGAAGUCCUUCUGGCUGAUGGACGCACUAAUUGGAAGAAUCUUACCAGACUACUACAGUCCAGCCAUGCUGGGACUGAAGACUGACCAGGAGGUUCUGGGGGAGCUGGUGAGACUUAAACUCCCUGGGGUCUGGCAGACCAUGGUGGAUCAUAAUGUCAUGUGGACUCUGGUGGUCUCUCGAUGGUUCAUCUGUCUCUACAUAGACAUUCUGCCUGUAGAGACAGUUUUGCGGAUUUGGGAUUGUCUGUUCUACGAGGGCUCUAAAAUCCUCUUCCGUGUGGCUCUGACACUGAUCCACCACCACCAGGCUCAGAUUCAACAGGCCCAGUCACUGCCAGACAUCUGCCAAAUCUUUAAGCAGAUCACCCAUGGACCUUUUGUUGACGAAUGCCACAUUUUCAUGCAGAAAAUCUUCACUGAACCAGGAAGUCUCUCCAUGACAACCCUGGCAAAGCUGCGGGAAACAUGUCGAGCGCGGAUCAUCGCAGAAGAGUCCUGACCCUAACCGCGUUUCUGUUGCCUAAACACAUUCCACACAUGAACGCAUUUGCACCUUUUUCCUAUUACCUUGAUGUCAUAGUGACUACGACAUGCUUUUACAGAAGUGUAAAUAUGAUUGUAUGGGAAUAGAAAUGUGACAGUUCCACUUAAAACUGAGCUGUAGCAUGUCUUAAGUAUUUUCUAUUAUUAAGAUGUAGAAAUUAGCACUUUAAUCAGUUUCAAGUCAUAGCAGAGAAUUUUUUUUUAUACCAAUUGUCAUCUAAGUUGUUCUGAACUCCUAGCACAUCCAUCCUAAUGUACGACUAGUAGUUCCUUGACUGAAAGUCCGAUGUAUUUAAUGGGAAUAUUGACUUAAAACAUUUCAAGAAUGUAUGUUUCACUUAAUUGUAUUUAGGCUUUUUUGUUCAUUAAUUAAUGUGCACAGUGGUGAUACAUUUGGGCUGCUUUUUCUGUAGUGUGUCCAGUGUCUUCAGUCUUGAGGUUUUAGGACCUUUAAUCAGUCGUAGUACUGACAUCGUAUUUUGUUGCACUGUACAGAAAUAACCCUGGCAGUGAUCCCAGCUCUGAGUAUUCUGCGUAAUGCACACCUUGUUUAACAUUUCAGCCAUGUCAACAGCCAUGUGUAUGGGACAAAACAAGAGAAAAACAUACUGUAAUAUUGG
Sphaeramia orbicularis (orbiculate cardinalfish) is the source of this 2222-nucleotide messenger RNA. It is a transcript of the gene grtp1a, whose product is annotated as growth hormone regulated TBC protein 1a. The transcript has 8 exons. Gene Ontology annotation, biological process: regulation of GTPase activity. Gene Ontology annotation, molecular function: small GTPase binding; GTPase activator activity. The coding region runs from base 518 to 1558 and encodes 346 amino acids. Lineage: Eukaryota; Metazoa; Chordata; Actinopteri; Kurtiformes; Apogonidae. The record is from RefSeq and is a predicted model, not a curated record.